AUGUCAAACCUUCCCUAUGCCGCCGAUGCGGAAAGUCCGUUGAAACCUGCCGAGCUGCAAGUUCUGCGCGCACAAUAUGAGAAAGAAGGUGACUACGUGGGCAUCCAAACCAAGUUCAACUUCGCCUGGGGCCUGAUCAAAUCCAACACUCGCCCCGACCAGCAAGAAGGCGUCCGACUCCUGUCAGAGAUCUUCCGUGGCGCACCGGAACGACGACGAGAGUGUCUAUACUAUCUAGCUCUAGGCAACUACAAGCUGGGCAACUACGGCGAAGCUCGUCGAUACAAUGAUUUGUUGCUGGAAAAGGAACCGGCCAACUUGCAAGCGGCCAGUCUCGGAUCCCUCAUCGACGACAAGGUUUCCAAGGAAGGCCUAAUGGGCAUUGCGAUUGUAGGAGGCUUGGCCGUAGCCGCGGGACUCGUGGGUAGCCUGGUUUUCAAGGGAGCCAGAAGACGGUGA
This is a messenger RNA of Penicillium pulvis, 459 nucleotides long. RefSeq names its product mitochondrial fission 1 protein. Gene Ontology annotation, biological process: mitochondrial fission; peroxisome fission; autophagy of mitochondrion. The record is from RefSeq and is a predicted model, not a curated record. Gene Ontology annotation, cellular component: mitochondrial outer membrane; peroxisomal membrane. Lineage: Eukaryota; Fungi; Ascomycota; Eurotiomycetes; Eurotiales; Aspergillaceae. Gene Ontology annotation, molecular function: protein binding. Bases 1 to 459 code for a protein of 152 amino acids. The transcript has 4 exons.